Venturia canescens is the source of this 2201-nucleotide messenger RNA. RefSeq lists its product as uncharacterized. NCBI's taxonomy places the organism in Eukaryota, Metazoa, Arthropoda, Insecta, Hymenoptera, Ichneumonidae. The transcript is spliced from 4 exons. Bases 157 to 852 code for a protein of 231 amino acids. The record is from RefSeq and is a predicted model, not a curated record.
UCGGGGUGGUCUUAAUUCGCAAGGAAACGGAACGGUAACGGUGGUGCGUGAACACACGGGGUUGAUAAAAAAAUCAGUGGUGGCUUUCGGAGGACGAUUUUUUUGGGGAAACCAACACGUGGGACAUGAGGCUCCGGCACCCUGAAGUUUACCGACAUGAGUUCCUGGCCCCGCAGACGCUUCCGCGUGACGCCACUUCGUGCUCUCGGUGCUUUUCUCAUUGUGGGAAUAUUGUUCUGGUAUAGCCUCGGCAGGCAAGAAGAACCACCUCAACCGUGCAGUGUUCCCGAAGAAUUUACGGAGAAACUCCACGAUCUCACUUACAGGACUCAUCUGGUACUUGCGAAACUCGGAGUCGUGCACUUCCUGUGUUUCGGUGGUCUCUGGGGCCAGGUGAGAAUCGGGCGAGCCUUGCCUUGGUCACGUAAAACAGAGUUCUGUCUAAUCGACACUCUGCGAGACGACGCUCUCAUAACCAAAGCUUUUCGAGAUGUUAACCUCAGCGCGAGCUAUUCUCACGCUGCUGGAAUCUAUCACGUGCAGGAACACGAGGUCGGCGAGGACUCGCCGAAGAUAGAGAUCGUCGUCUUCGAAGAGGACACUGUGACGCAAAUGGUCCGAAGAGUCGGUUGGACGCGAAGGGUCCUCCCACCGGAUUGCGAACUUUCGCCCAGUCUCCAGUGCUUCCCUCCGCAACUGGCAAUACCGCCGCUGCCGACCAAGCAAUUCGGUGGUUUCCUCGUUCCUGUACCCCGGGAAGGAAUCGAGUUGCAGAAGUAUCAUUAUCCGAAUGAUUGGUGGCUCGAGAUAAAGCCCACCGAUUGUGUCGAGCCUCGAAACGCGAAUACGUAAUUCUGUAAUCCUGCGAAUAUAAAUAUGCACGAAACGUUCCAGAAUUCAAGUCAAAAGUAACGAGGCGGAUGACGAGACUGCACGGGGGAGGAAGAACAAGCUUCUUUCCCCGGCAGCUCGCUCCCAACUUCUGGAACUUUCUGUACAUAUUAAAAUUUACGUAUGUAAAUGUACCGUACAUAUUUAGCACAUGCCACGUCCAAAGACUUCACUUCCUGAUCUAAUUGUUCCAUAAUGCGCUGGAUGUAUUUACGAUUUGUUGAUAUAUAAUGAGACCGUAGCAGGGAGGUGCGAGGAUCCGAAACGUAGCGUAUGGAUAAAGAAUCGAAAGUUUCUUCUCCCACUUGUCAAAGCGGACCACGAGUAAUGCAGUGACAUCUCAAGCUCACGGAAUUUGAAAGAAAAAUUUUCAAGCUACAUUUUUCGCUGACAUGUGGGAGCUACGAAUUAGUAUAAUUAAGUUAUUUAAAAAGGAAAUAAGUGAACCUGGACGGACGAUAUCACAAAAGUACAUUCCCCAUCGUGUAAUCUUAGUCAUCGAUCACUUAACGAAAAACAAUGUUUGUACUUUGGUAAUUUUCUGGACACAUUUGCGCUGUUAUUGUCGUACAUCGAGUUCGAAAUCAUAUUUUUAUUUAUUUAUUUAUUUUUUAUUGUCACUCGCCAGUUGAAAAUGAUGAAGUAACUUCCAUUCAUUGAAUAUUAUCGUGCGGUAUCGUUCAAUAUUUGAGAGCUUCCCGAGCCUUGGACGAAGCGAGCGUGUCUCGCGUGCUACUCUUUUCCACAGUACUCUCAUUUACAGAUACGGAAAAUGGAACAUUUUUUUAAUCGAAUUUUACCUUUGUUUAUAUAACUCUUUACAGGUACUAUUGUAACGAACGUUUUUGUAAUAGAUGAACAAAACGCGAAUGUACAUUGCGAGCAUCCUUUUUUCCUGAGUCAAUAAGUACGAAAAUUUAUUGUUUUUUUUUUUUUCUUAUAGAUUAAUAUCAAUAGUUGUUGCGUGAUACUGCAGUAAUAAACGUCACAUGACAAUCCGAUGGAGCAACUCACUGAUUUUGUUAUUUGAUGAGGAAUGAAACAAUGCCAGGAAAUGACGAGUCAACGAUUCUCCUUUAUGCACAAAUUCCCUUUCCACACGUUUCUCGUUCUAUUUACAGUCAUUAAAAAUGAACUUUAGUUAAAGACACGAAAUUCGUUCCUACGAUUUAACGCGCCUGUUUCCUGAACCUCCUUUAAUUAUGGUCAACGAAUUCGUAGAGCUUUGACCACUCGAGAUGAAAAAUUGUUUUUAUUUCUGGAAAAGCACGUUGGAAAAUAAAUUGAACUGCGAAGUUCCUGGAUAUCAA